AUCGCCACCCCUUUACACAUCCAGCAGUAUCAUAUCGACUCGUGGACACUUCGUUAUGUAAAAGAAUUUCAAGUGCAGUUUUUUGGUCCAGUUCGAAUGGAAUAUCAUUUAAAUUAACAAAACAACUACUGAAUGUGAUGUUUUUACGAGAGUGUUAUAAAUUAGAGUGAUUUAUUGAAACAGUUCAUUGAUAUAUCCAGUUGGGAGUGUCCGCAUAGUAUAAUCGUAGUAAGGAAGUGAAUGUUGAACGGAGAUCUACAUCUCUGUCGAGUGUUAGAAGCAGACCAGUCGUGGAGCGACAUUUAGCGGGUCUCUCUCUCUCUGUCUCUUUGACUUAGGCAACACCUAAUCAUAGGCACUUGAUUUCUUGUCUACCACUCCCCAACUAAGGAACUAAGGCUGGCCUUCAGGCGAAGGUGAUAGAAGCACAUUCAAGAUGACCGGAGCAUCGAAGGAACAUGUUAUCAGGGUUGGCUCACGAAAAAGCGAGUUGGCGCUAAUUCAAACCAAACAUGUGAUUGCUUGCUUGCAAAAACUCAAUCCGGACGUGCAGUAUGAGAUUCAUACUAUGACGACUGUUGGAGACCGAGUGCUGAAUAAAUCACUGCCGAAGAUUGGUGAGAAAUCGUUAUUCACUAAAGACUUGGAAGAUGCUCUGAGGAAUGGUGGCGUUGACUUUGUCGUUCACUCUUUGAAGGACCUUCCAACAUCACUGCCUAUCGGAAUGGCCAUUGGCGCCGUGCUAGAACGUGAGGAUCCUCGCGAUGCUUUAGUACUGAAUGAAAAGUUCCGUGGUAAAACGUUGUCCACAUUGCCGAAGGGUUCCGUUAUCGGGACAUCAUCUCUAAGGCGUUCUGCCCAGCUGGCGAGAUUGCAUCCACAUCUAGUGGUAUGCGAUAUUCGAGGCAAUUUGAAUACUCGUUUGGCCAAAUUGGACGCCGAGGGUUCAAAGUUUGCUGGAAUUGUUCUAGCUCAAGCGGGCCUCGUUCGAAUGGGUUGGGAAAAACGAAUUGAUCAAGUCAUCGAACCGUCAGAGAUACUGUACGCCGUUGGUCAAGGUGCGCUCGCUGUAGAAUGUCGAUCGAACGACGAGUAUAUUCUGAACAUGUUGUCUAAACUGUGUCAUCUGGAAACGCAGUGCAAGAUUCUGGUGGAAAGAAGCUUCCUAAAAACGCUGGGAGGAGGAUGCAGUGCCCCAGUGGCUGUUUGUACAAGUCUGAAGCGUAAGCAUGACUCAAAAUCCAACUACCUCAAUAUCCAAGGCGCCGUAUGGAGCUUGGAUGGAAAAACAGAGAUUCGAGCUGAUGACGGAUGCUCUGUUGAGCUUGAACACGUGCAACAAUCAGAUAUAGAUAACGGCAAUGGUGUACCUGCGAAGAAGAGCAAAACGGAGGACGUCGUUGAUAACGCCCUUCGCGAAGCAGAACCAAGUUCACCGGAUGCUAAACGUAAGAGCCCGGAGAUAGUCGAUGAACUAUUACAACCUGGCUGCUCAAAAGCUGUUGAAAAAUUAACCAUGACCAAGUUUAUGGAUGUGCAUGGUGAGAUGUUUAAGAAGUGUCCUUAUUCAAACCAGUUACAAAAGCAAUCAGAAGCUGAAAAGACAUCAGAGCAAGGACAAGGCGAUGGCAAACCUGCUUUAUGUCCCAGUAGCGCUUUCCCUGUUGGAGUUGAUUUUAUGGGAGAUUGUCCGUACGUUAGCACCGAGCAAAAGAUUGAACAAACCUCGCAAACAGGAAUGAGCUGUCCCAUCAGUGGGAAAUUACUCGUAGAUAAGCAAGAUCACCCCAUCACCGACAAGUGUCCAUUCCUGGCACAGGCAAAAGUUAUAGACUACAACGAAAACGUACAACGGGAAGCACCCAAACUGGAAGAUAACAGUGAACACCUUUUUUGCGGCAUGCAUCGAAACAAGAAUGUUCCAAACGAGUCGUUUGAAGCAUGCGAAAAGCUGGGCCAACAGUUGGCACACUUUUUGAUUUCGAAAGGUGCUCUGGACGUAAUGAAAUGUGCUCAAAACGAGAUUCACUCGAAAGUCUAGCCGUGUGAAGCGCUAUUGGUGGGGUUCUCUCUUGCAGUGGUAAAAUAUUCCAUAGGGCUAUAUAUGGUAGAGUAGUUGAUAUUGUUACUAGUUUUGAUGUAUUGUUUUUUUUUCUAUGGAUAAACGAAUGCAAAAAUUAA
Aedes aegypti (yellow fever mosquito) is the source of this 2181-nucleotide messenger RNA. Its product is annotated as porphobilinogen deaminase. Gene Ontology annotation, cellular component: cytoplasm. Gene Ontology annotation, biological process: heme biosynthetic process. The record is from RefSeq and is a predicted model, not a curated record. Lineage: Eukaryota; Metazoa; Arthropoda; Insecta; Diptera; Culicidae. Gene Ontology annotation, molecular function: hydroxymethylbilane synthase activity. The transcript has 4 exons. The coding region runs from base 437 to 2041 and encodes 534 amino acids.